AAAUGCGACUGCCCUGCUGGUUUCAAAGGCGUAUGGUGUCAGGUUCCCGACCUUAUCGGCCAUAUCCAAGCUGAAGGGAACAACUACCCUCUGGGACUGAAACUCCAUAGAACGACAGCCACACCGCGAGUAUUCAGUGACAUGAUUCGUCAAGCUGAGCUCUGGAAGAAGACGAUGCUGAGUGCCCACAACAGACCUAUGACGUCACCAGCCGCCCCGUCGCCCAUGCUUAGCCCCAGGGAGCACAUGGUGCUCAACUCACUCAAAGGACCUUGGUAGCGGGAGCGUCUGCAGUAUGAGAUUAUGAGGGCCAUGCAGGCAAAGGGAGGCAAUCCGUACAGCGUUGUUCAACCCCACGGACAGAUACCUCAUAUGAUGGUACCGGGGUUCAACGGUAUGCCACAGCAAAACGGAAUCUGGAACCAGGGAGGAAACCCAUACAGGAUUGACUUACCAGGCCCCAUUCCCCAGAACGACAGAGCAAUGGCAGGAGACGGUCUUGACUACAAUACAGGUCACGAUGACCAAUUUCAAUCCGGUCCUGGUCAGGAUACGGAUGUGACAGAGCCCCAAAGCCCAGCAGUGUCCAUGGUCAACGAUGCCCCCAUGCAGCCAAAUCCGCAAGGUCCUCAGAUGCCCAUGGCCGGCGGUCCCGGUGCGAUGCCCAAUGGUCUCGGGGAGCCAGAAGCGCCUUCACAAGAAGAGAUCGCCAAAAUGGAAGCUUGCAGAGGACAGCUGGAACCAGAGAUGGAUACGUGCCUCGACAGCUACAAGUUGACACUGGAACAGUUCAUGAACCCUGAUUACAUGACCUUGGCAAGAGAUGUAUGCGAGAGUAGCGCCUCGGUAGGCCAGUGCAUUAUGAGGCAGGAUAAGGCGUGCGGAGAGGGCACACAGAUCCUGAUUACCAGGAAGAUGAUCAACUCUGUGCUGCAGAUGAUGGGCAUGGUGUGCCAACAGAUUAUGGCAAGAGGCGACACGCCCAUGCCCCAGCCCCCCAUGGGCGGCCCCAGUCCGGGCGGAAUGGUCCCACCUUCCCUCGAGUCAACGAACCAGCCCCUCCCCGCGUCAUCUGAGACCACCGAUGAGAUGCCUCAGCCAGACUCCACGGAAGACACUGAGAUCCCAGCUUUACCACCCACCGAAAAGCCAGAAAAUCCCAAAUUCCACCCCACCGAAUCUAAAGUGAAAUCGAAGCCAACUGAUGCCCCUCACGCCGCGGCUCACUCUGAAGGGCCGACCCAAGAUGAUUUAACUCUGCCCCCUCUUGACCUGGCCGAGGAGGAGGAGUCCGAGGCAGGCGCUCUGCCAGAGAAGAAACCUCAGCUGGAGGAAGACGCUGACGAUGAAAGCGACGACAAAUCUGGUGAUGAGAAAAAAGAUAAGAAGAAGGAGAAGAAGGAGAAGAAAUGAGCUUCACUGACUACACAUGUUACGCAUCACGAGGGUAAGCCCUCUCCAUGAGUCAGACAGCAAAGUUGCAAUGACCCCGUCAGAAAGUGUCCACCACACACCCAGGAUGAACAACGCUCAUUUGAAAAGAAAACCUCUGGGAGAUAGGGUCUAGUCAUGUAUUUUUUUAAAACUUCUUUUUCUAUAGAUCGUAUUAGUUUGAUUACCAACGACAGAGAAGAAAUAAACUGUGUAUUACAAUCCAA
Molecule: messenger RNA, 1658 nt
Organism: Aplysia californica (California sea hare)
Lineage: Eukaryota; Metazoa; Mollusca; Gastropoda; Aplysiida; Aplysiidae
Source: RefSeq, a predicted model, not a curated record